Venturia canescens is the source of this 984-nucleotide messenger RNA. Its product is annotated as osteoclast-stimulating factor 1-like. The record is from RefSeq and is a predicted model, not a curated record. Gene Ontology annotation, biological process: signal transduction. NCBI's taxonomy places the organism in Eukaryota, Metazoa, Arthropoda, Insecta, Hymenoptera, Ichneumonidae. The coding region runs from base 40 to 744 and encodes 234 amino acids. The transcript is spliced from 5 exons. Gene Ontology annotation, molecular function: protein binding.
GCGAUCAGUAUUAUCGUAUUAUUAUAUGAAGUUCCCGCAAUGGCGGCCAAAAUAAGUCCAGGAGGGAGCGAACCGACGGAAGACUUGCUGCAGCAUCGUCAAGUUCAGCCUCCGAAACCAGUUUCCAGACCAGGAAAAGUCAAAGUAGUGAGAGCACUUUACAAAUACACCGCUCGAAAUGCCGAUGAACUGUCAUUUGAAGAAGGUCAGCUGUUGUAUGUCCAGGAACAUGAAACAGAUCCAAAUUGGUGGAGAGCCAAGUCAAGAUCGAACCAAGGCCUUGUUCCAGCCAAUUAUGUGGAAGAACAGACAGAAGAAAUUGAGAUGCCGCUCCACGAGGCAGCCAGACGAGGUAAUAUUUCCUACUUGAAGGAAUGCCUGAGCGAAGGGGUGUCUUCAACAGGUUUAGAUACAGCUGGGAAUACAGCAUUGUACUGGGCAUCACGAACAGGCCACAUUGACUGCGUCAGGGAGCUUUUAAGCCAGCGAAAUCCUCCGCUGGAUGCUCAGAAUAAAAUGGGUGAUACUCCACUUCACGUCGCUGCCAAUCACGGAUAUCUCGAAGUCGUCGAAUUACUGUUACAAGCUGGUGCUGAUCCUACUCUCUGGAACAAUGAUCGACUUUUGGCCGAGGAAUUGGCCAGCGAUUAUCCCAUCAAAAAUACCAUACAGAUGUAUAGGAAACACAAUAAUUUCGCGAAUCAUGGAUACAACAUAGACGAUUACAACGACGAAAGUGACUGAUGAUGUCUUUGAUAGUUUUCAUCAUUCAAUCCAACGGCUGUGAGUUGCAGAGCUUCGAUUUUCCGACGAGAUUCAAACGUAUUCCGACAUAGGUCAAGUAUAUAUUGAAAAAGUUAAAAGAUAGUUUUUCGACGACUAAUAAUCGAUCUCACGUUAAGAUAAAUCAUUAUUACGCGUAAUUAUAUCGUCUUGGAGGUGUGGGAAAAAAAUAUUUAUUAAACUUUGGUGCUAAACCAUCGA